CAGCGGGACAGGAGGGGUUUAGGCAGGUAGUGUGCGGUGUUGUCAGCCAGCAGCUGAUGGCCAGACGACGCCGGCACCUCGCGUAUAUUAUAGGAUGGGCAAAAUAAUUUCUCUACUGAGUAGAAGGGCAACCAAACCUCUAAGAGAAUACAACUUGGAUUCAAGAGUUUUUAAGGAAAUUGCUAAAGAGAAACGUCCGGUAGCACCAUGGCACAAGUCAACUAUAAAACUUAUAGAAGACUCUAUCAAAGCUCAGCCCAAAGAAGUUGCAAGACAUAUGGAGGAAAAAGAUGAUUUCUUAUUAGAAAGACUCAAAGAAGUGUUCGUUACCUCAGAAAAUCCAUUGCUACAACAGCAAAUUACUGAGAAUCCUAAUCGACCAUUGCCAACGAAUCGCACUUUUGUCUCCGAAGCAGAUUUUGGAUACUCUGAGCCAAAGGUUGUGCCUUAUGGGAAGAUAAUCUUAAGAGAUGCUGUGAAGGCCAUAUCACAUCAUCAUGAGGAUCCCGAGCUUUGGACAGCAAAGAAAAUUUCCUAUGAAUAUAAAUUGGAUACCGGCUUGACAGAAAAAGUUCUUCAGCACUUCAACACGUUUGUAGUUAUAGUCCCAGAGGAUCAUAAAACAAAGAAGAUGAGUGAAGAAACACUCAAGAACACACCAAUUACUGCUUCAGGCACCCUGAAGCAACUCACCAGUGCUACUAAUGAUGAUAAAAGUGUCGAGAGCAAAGGAAAGGGUUGAUUAUCACCUCUGUUUAUGCGUACUAUUAAUAUAUAAUUGUUGGCCGUAGAGUUGUUACAGAAGACAGUACAGUUGAAAAUAAAAAAAUAUAAGGGGCAAAUGUGUCAAUUAUACAAAUUAUUUGCAUUUGCAAAGGGCUAAAUUGACAGCUGAAUAUUGGUGGCAAUUUAAAUAAGUUUGAUACAUUUAUCAGGUUUUGAUUAGUAUUUCCAUACACGCUGCUCAUUUCUAAUACAAAUAACUUCAACAAAAAGAUAAAAUAUUCUCUAUUUUAUUGAAACUUAAUUUGUAAUUGUUGUCUACCUAAAGAAAUUAAUUUUUUCAAUGUGCUGUAAUGUCAGUAAUUUUCCAGCACUUGGUUUCAUUCUUGAAUGCUACCUAACCUACCUGCCUAAAUUUAUUUAGACUGGUAGUACAGUAUAGACUUCUGGUAUCUUUUAAGGCUGAUGAAUAUUCCCAAGUUAAUGUGUAAUAAUGUAAGUUCGUAGAAAUGCAUUUACCAUUUUCUGAAGCUGUAUAUAAUUUAUAUAAAAACAAAAAAUUAAA
Procambarus clarkii (red swamp crayfish) is the source of this 1288-nucleotide messenger RNA. Its product is annotated as NADH dehydrogenase [ubiquinone] 1 alpha subcomplex assembly factor 4. Gene Ontology annotation, biological process: mitochondrial respiratory chain complex I assembly. Gene Ontology annotation, cellular component: mitochondrion. Lineage: Eukaryota; Metazoa; Arthropoda; Malacostraca; Decapoda; Cambaridae. The record is from RefSeq and is a predicted model, not a curated record.